GGGAGAACAACCGGAGAGGACAUUUUUAAUGUCGUUAACGCAUUUUUCUCUGAAAAUGGUAUCUGCUGGAAAUCCUGCACCAGCGUCUGUACAGAUGCGGCUGCAUCAAUGACGGGCAGUGCGAAAGGGCUCAUUGCGCGGAUUAAAAAGGAAAAUCCCGACAUUAAGUGGACUCACUGUGUGAUUCACAGGGAAGUGUUAGCGUCCAAGAAAAUGAGCCCCGUGUUGCAUGAUGUUUUGAACGACAGCAUCAAAGUGAUCAACUUCAUCAAGUCAAGGCCACUUAAUGCACGUUUGUUCCGCCGCCUCUGUGAAAACAUGGGAGCUGAACACACGCAACUCCUCCUGCAUACAGAAGUGCGCUGGCUCUCUCGAGGGAAGAUACUCAACAGGCUGUUGGAGUUACGAGCUGAAGGCAAGGACACCAGCAUCCUGAACCUGUAUGACAAGGUGGGUGGUUUCCUGAAGAAAACAGAGCUGUGGAAAAGGGCAUGUGGUCAGGAGGAUUUCACCUGCUUUCCUCAGAUGGAUGCUUUUCUCUCCAAUGAAGAUGUGGAGACAGCUCCAGUGAAGUUAGUCAUAGUGGGACAUUUGACUAACUUGAUAAAGGGCUUUCAUUGCUACUUUGCUGACAUGGAGGAGAAAUCUGCACAGCUGGAUUGGGUGAGAAACCCAUUUCUCUUGUCUGAAGCAAAGAGAAGCAAGCUUCCUGUCACUCACCAGGAAAAACUGAUGGAAGUGGCAUCUGACCGUGGCCUGCAGAUGAAGUUUGGCGCAUCCACUCUCACACAGUUUUGGGUGUGUGUGAGGCAGGAGCACCCUGAGCUGGGACAGAAAGCUUUGGAGCAGCUGCUGCCCUUUGCCUCCACAUAUUUAUGUGAGACCUCCUUCUCUGCAAUGACUGUGAUCAAAACAAAGCAAAGAAACAGACUGAGCCUGGAGAAGAACUUGACCACAGCAGUUGGCUCCCUGCCACCAAGGAUGACAAAGUGAGGUACAAGCCCAUGUUUCUCACUAAAAUGUAGUAUGAGUGCAAAAGACUCAUUCAAGCUUCAAGACUGUUCAAUGCUUGUUCAAUGCUUGUCAAAUCAAAAUCAAAUGUUCAAUGCAACAAUUCAAUUUUA
Syngnathus acus (greater pipefish) is the source of this 1124-nucleotide messenger RNA. Its product is annotated as SCAN domain-containing protein 3-like. NCBI's taxonomy places the organism in Eukaryota, Metazoa, Chordata, Actinopteri, Syngnathiformes, Syngnathidae. The transcript is spliced from 2 exons. Bases 109 to 993 code for a protein of 294 amino acids. The record is from RefSeq and is a predicted model, not a curated record.